UGUUUUGUUAAAGAAUUUAUCAUUGGAUACAGGAAACGAUGGCAGAGACGGAGGGCAUCAAUGUUACGGUGGCUGUGACUACUGAAAAUGAGGAAAUACGUCGGGAAAACAAACAACUGUUGAAAGAGAUAGCUGGGCUAUGCAACAGAAGGGACAAAACAGAUGUAGAGAAAAUACUGUUACUUGGAAAGAUUGGGGCUGGCAAGAGUUCAAUUGUUAACACAAUAAUUAAGGCCCUGUCUGGGAAUUACAUACCUAAAGCUAAAGCAGGAAAGGGUUCAACACAGUCAAAAACUUUUACAUUGGAGAGAUAUAUCAGUUGUGGUGUGACUGUGGAAGAUGUAGACGAAACAGAACAACAACAUUCUGUUGUGUAAAUGUUACCCCGCUUGCCCACCAUCUUUGAUGUUGCCGGAAAGGAUAACAGCGAUAAUGUGGAGUUGCAGGAAAUUCUAGAGCUUCUUAUUGGAGGUCAUGUUCCACCGGGAACCAGCAUUGAAUACCUGGAAGAAUUACAGAAGGAACACAAAGUUGGCUCUUUAAAGGAGACAAUAUUUAAGAAGAGCAGACCAGAAUGGAAAAUGACCAAAAUCGUGUUCGUGCACAGUUGCCGGGGGGUUGUUCCAACAGAUUUAAUUCACUGCCUCCAAAAAGUGCUUAAAAGAGCUGACCCGAGAACAGCACAGGUCAAAUAUUCUGCAGAUAUUUAUGUCGUUAUAACUAAGUUUGACUUUGUAAGGGAUGUUGACAAGUACAUCUGGUCUUCGGACGAGCCACAAAUAUCUAUAGAGGAGUUCAAAGAGGUUGAAAAGGCAAUUGAAAAAGAGUUCAGUCUCCAAGGUGCGUUGGAAGAUAACCGGACACGCUGGGUUAGUUACACAGAUGGAACUGGUACCGAUAAUCCAUACAUAGACAAUAUCGCGCUGAAGUUUGUAAGGCGCAUGGUCAUGCCCAGAAAUCAACCGGUCGAUUCCGUGAAACCCGUGAUUACAACAUGGACAAAGAUGGAACUUAAAACGAAAAGAAUCUGUCUGAAAGUUAAACAUUUUUUUCUUACUGAACAAAACUUCAGUUUUACUCAUUUGAUUAUCAUGUUUGCUGUAUUAAUUGCAGCAGUAGUGAUUAUGUACUGCGUGUAUAAGGUAUUAAAUUCUUCGCCUGAAUUUAAGAAGAGGAUGGAUGAUGAUUAUUUUUAACCAGAUUACUGAUUGUUUUAUAAAUACUGACAGAACUAAAAUAUAGAAAACUCUCUUACUGUUGCACUGCACUAUGUAGAAAUUUUACCUAUCAAUGAUAUUUAUUACAGGAGUUUGGUGAAUUCUGUUCUAAAUAUACAACUAACACUUGUGUUCCAAUUAAAAGAUGAACAAAUGCGACGACUGAUUGCAUUUCUUUUAGAACAUCCACUGUACAUUUCUUUAUCCUCUGCCGAAGGUGGACGAAUAUAUUUAUAUUUGACAUUGUCCGCCUGUAUGUGUGUCCAAAAUGUAAAAUGUUUAUAAUUUAAAAAUAGUAUUUAAGCUGGAAUCAACAAACGUCACAUAAUAGAAUUAUUGUUGAUUAGUAUGUUAACUUUACUCACAUUUAGUAUUACCCGCCUUGACCCAGUAAAAGUAGA
This is a messenger RNA of Mercenaria mercenaria, 1618 nucleotides long. RefSeq lists its product as uncharacterized. Lineage: Eukaryota; Metazoa; Mollusca; Bivalvia; Venerida; Veneridae. The coding region runs from base 378 to 1196 and encodes 272 amino acids. The record is from RefSeq and is a predicted model, not a curated record. The transcript has 4 exons.